GGCCUCGCCCGGGACCGUGUCCCUGCCGCCGCCACCAUGAACAAGCUCUACAUCGGCAACCUCAACGAGAGCGUGACCCCCGCGGACUUGGAGAAAGUGUUCGCGGAGCACAAGAUCUCCUACAGCGGCCAGUUCCUGGUCAAGUCCGGCUACGCCUUCGUGGACUGCCCCGACGAGCACUGGGCGAUGAAGGCCAUCGAAACUUUCUCCGGGAAAGUAGAACUACAAGGAAAACGUCUAGAGAUUGAGCAUUCGGUCCCCAAAAAACAAAGGAGUCGGAAAAUUCAGAUUCGAAAUAUUCCACCUCAGCUCCGAUGGGAAGUGCUGGAUAGCCUGCUGGCUCAGUACGGGACAGUGGAGAACUGUGAACAAGUGAACACGGAGAGUGAGACGGCAGUGGUGAACGUCACCUACUCCAACCGGGAGCAGACCAGGCAAGCCAUCAUGAAGCUAAACGGCCAUCAACUGGAGAACCAUGCCCUGAAGGUCUCCUACAUACCUGAUGAGCAGAUAGCACAAGGCCCUGAGAAUGGGCGCCGGGGUGGUUUUGGCUCUCGGGGCCAGCCCCGGCAAGGAUCGCCCGUGUCGGCAGGGGCUCCCGCCAAGCAGCAGCAAGUGGACAUUCCCCUCCGGCUUCUGGUGCCCACGCAGUAUGUAGGCGCAAUCAUUGGCAAGGAGGGUGCCACCAUCCGCAACAUCACAAAGCAGACUCAGUCCAAGAUAGAUGUGCACCGGAAGGAGAACGCGGGAGCUGCGGAGAAGGCCAUCAGUGUGCAUUCAACCCCAGAAGGCUGCUCCUCCGCCUGUAAGAUGAUCCUGGAGAUUAUGCACAAGGAGGCGAAGGACACCAAAACGGCAGAUGAGGUUCCCCUGAAGAUCCUGGCCCAUAAUAACUUCGUGGGCCGACUCAUUGGCAAGGAAGGGCGGAACUUGAAGAAGGUGGAGCAGGACACGGAGACAAAGAUCACCAUCUCAUCGCUUCAGGAUCUCACUCUCUAUAACCCUGAGAGGACCAUCACUGUGAAGGGGGCCAUUGAGAACUGCUGCCGGGCCGAGCAGGAGAUCAUGAAGAAAGUUCGGGAGGCCUAUGAGAAUGACGUGGCUGCCAUGAGUUUACAGUCCCACCUCAUCCCUGGUCUCAACCUGGCUGCUGUAGGUCUCUUCCCAGCUUCGUCCAGUGCCGUUCCACCUCCUCCCAGCAGCGUCACUGGGGCUGCGCCCUAUAGCUCCUUCAUGCAGGCUCCGGAGCAGGAGAUGGUACAGGUGUUCAUCCCUGCCCAGGCUGUGGGUGCCAUCAUCGGAAAGAAGGGCCAGCACAUCAAACAGCUCUCCCGCUUCGCCAGCGCUUCCAUCAAGAUUGCUCCACCAGAAACACCUGACUCCAAGGUUCGAAUGGUCAUCAUCACUGGACCCCCAGAGGCACAGUUCAAGGCUCAGGGAAGAAUCUAUGGCAAAUUGAAAGAAGAGAAUUUCUUUGGUCCCAAGGAGGAAGUAAAGCUGGAGACCCACAUCCGGGUUCCAGCUUCAGCAGCUGGACGGGUCAUCGGCAAAGGCGGCAAAACGGUGAAUGAGCUGCAGAACUUGACCGCAGCUGAGGUGGUAGUACCAAGAGACCAGACCCCAGAUGAGAACGACCAAGUCAUUGUUAAGAUCAUCGGACAUUUCUAUGCCAGCCAGAUGGCCCAGCGCAAGAUCCGAGACAUCCUGGCUCAGGUUAAGCAGCAGCACCAGAAGGGGCAGAGCAACCAGGCCCAGGCACGGAGGAAGUGACCCCGCCCCCUCCUGUCCUAUUGGGCUCCAGAUCAGCAGGCAAAACGCAGAGCUGGAGGGCAGUGGAGAGCCCGCGUGCUCUUCCCAGCAGGCCUGAGAAUGAGUGGGAAUCAGGAGCCUUUGGGCCUGGCUGGAGAUCAGGUUUGCACACUGACUUGAAAAAAAAUGUUUCAGUGAGGAAUCCUGAUCUCUCGCCCCCAAUUCAGCCAGCUGGCCACGGCCCACCCCUUGGCAUAUCACCAUUGCAGUUGUAGCUCGGGUUGCUUUUAAACGUGGAUUGUUAUGAGGAAGUUCUCCAGCUGUCAGAAGGACGGGUCAGAUCCCAGUGGGGAAGAGAAAUAAAAUUUCCUUCAGGUUUUCUAAAACCUUAAAGGAUGGUUUGUUUCUUGACCCCUCUUCCCCAUUCUUGCCUUCUUGGUUAUUUGAUGAAAAUUCCUCCCCUUCUUAAUGCCUCGACCAACACCUUACCUCUUCCUGUAUUCAUUUACACUGCUAUAGCCUUGUUAUUUUAGGGAAGGGACGUUGAGGGAAGAGGGCUGGAACACAGCUUUGUGGAGAACACUUGUCUAUAGUUGAAUUUUGAUCCUUCCUUAACCAGCCAUUGGGAACAGCAACAUGUAAAGAAGGAGAGAGAUGAUACUUAAAGUAAAUACUGAUCCACGUUUAAAAGGAGGCCUUGGGCUAAGGAUAGAGCUCAGUGGUCAGAGUACUUGCCUGGCAUGUGCAGGACCCUGGGUUCCAUCUUUGGCAUCACAAAGAGGAAAAAUAUUUCCAUGCCCUUAUGGUUGAGAUAUUGCAGAUCACCAUCUUGGAAAAUUGGCACAACUAAAAUUUCUCCCAGGCAGCUGGGGCUCCCCCACCAAGAUUCCCCCCUCAUUUAAGCCCCUCUAACCUUGCGGGUCCUGCUCGGUGCCCUGGUACACAUGGGUGUGCUGCGUGCUCAGCAGGGUAGGGGCUGACCUCUGUCCCUGAUUCCCAUCAUUCUCAGGCGGAUUUUAUAUUUUUUUAAAGUCUAUUUUAAUGAUCGGAUGUAUGAGCUCUGGGAAGGGGGUGUGAGCUCCCUUUGAUAAAGUCUCAGUUCCAUGGAGGAGUUGAGUGGCCCCAAGGUGCUCUCGCUCCAAGCCGUGUGUGCUCUUAGGAGGGCUGGGGUAGGCAUCGCGCUGUGUCCCCACCACAGCACUGCUUCCUUGCGGUGGGACUACAGCCCGACCCCCGAGCUCCCAACAAAGCUUAAAGUCAUCUUCUGGCAGACUUAGUAAAUUGGAGACUAUUGCUUCUGUUUUUAUUCUAGAGGAGUAUUUGACUGACUGCUUAUGCCUCCAUGAAUUGUCAUUGUCAUUAUGAAAGGCAUGCCUGGAAACAAACUUCAGAUUACCAGCAGCAUUGUGCACAAAGGGAUGAACAUACCUAACUUAUUAAUUUAGCAGGCUCAAGGAGAUCCUGUUGGAAGUUCAGCCCUUACGGAGGUAGGCGGCCACCAUUGAGGUCCCGCCUUCCCUCCUGAUACUGUACUGAAUGUAAUGCAUAUUAGCCAGGUAAUGCACUUUAGCUACCCUGGACAAUACUGUCAAGUGUGCUGGGAAGAAAGGAAGGCUCCUCUCUGCAUGUGGAGAAGCCCAUGCACCGAGCUCCCCUCUUCCAGACAUUGCAAGGACAACAGUGACAAAGCAACCAUGACAUGUGGGUGGAGCCAGGCAGUGCUGUGCUAAGUGAACUACCUCAAGGUGUGAAGUUACCUCAGCAAUGAUUUCCCUUUGUUCCCUAAACCCCGGUUUUUAAUUUUCUUUUUUUUUUUUUAAAUUUUUUAAUUUUUUUAAUUUUUUGCGGCUUGCUGAUAUUUUAUAUA
This is a messenger RNA of Meriones unguiculatus (Mongolian gerbil), 3616 nucleotides long. RefSeq names its product insulin like growth factor 2 mRNA binding protein 1 (gene Igf2bp1). Gene Ontology annotation, biological process: nervous system development; regulation of gene expression. The transcript has 15 exons. The coding region runs from base 37 to 1770 and encodes 577 amino acids. The record is from RefSeq and is a predicted model, not a curated record. Gene Ontology annotation, cellular component: nucleus; cytoplasm; cytosol. Gene Ontology annotation, molecular function: mRNA 3'-UTR binding. NCBI's taxonomy places the organism in Eukaryota, Metazoa, Chordata, Mammalia, Rodentia, Muridae.